This is a messenger RNA of Odontomachus brunneus, 2306 nucleotides long. Its product is annotated as angiotensin-converting enzyme-like. Bases 146 to 2086 code for a protein of 646 amino acids. Gene Ontology annotation, biological process: proteolysis. The record is from RefSeq and is a predicted model, not a curated record. Gene Ontology annotation, cellular component: plasma membrane. NCBI's taxonomy places the organism in Eukaryota, Metazoa, Arthropoda, Insecta, Hymenoptera, Formicidae. The transcript has 8 exons. Gene Ontology annotation, molecular function: peptidyl-dipeptidase activity; metallopeptidase activity.
AACGUAUCACGCUCGCGGAGGUUAGUCAACGGCUGGAAGGCGGUUGUCGUUACAAGUCGCAGUGGUGGAAAGGACGAGGAGAACCUGUGAAAGUAUCUCCAUUAAAACGGAAUUAUCUCGCAUUACGCGGAGCGUAGGAGAGACCAUGCGAGUCGACAUGCUGCGCCUAAUUUCGGUAGCAGCUUUAAUCAUAGCUUUGGUAGUAGCCGAAUCAACGAAUAAUGAUGCCACCACUACUGAAAAUCCACAAUCCGUCGAUGAUAUUUUAAAAGUCCGCCGUUUCUUAAAAAAAGCCGAUGCGGAGCUAGAAGAAUGGUAUAACGAACAAAGCAUUGUAGGAUGGAAUUACGCCUCAAACUUAACAGAGGAGAAUCUGGCCACGAAACUGAACGUGUCUGUGGCAAUGACAAAUGUCCUGAAAAAUAUUUCUAAGGAAUCUCUUGAAUUCCUGUCGAUAGAUAUAGAGGAAGAGGACAUCAAGAGGCAGAUUCAGAAGCUCGCUACACUUGGUGCUCCAAUGCUCUCUGAAGAGAUGCAGAAGGAGUUCGAGGCGACGAUCAGUCAGAUGGAAAACAUCUAUAGCACUGCGAAGAUCUGCGACUAUGAGAAUAGGACCAAGUGUGAUCUCGCGCUCGAGCCGGAGAUCACUGAAAUCUUGAUGUAUAGUCGCAAUCCUGAGGAGCUGAAACAUAUCUGGGUGGAAUGGAGGAAAGUAUCCGGCGAGAAAGUUAAGUCUUUAUACUCCAGGUACGUCGAACUGGCCAAUGACAUGGCGAAGCUCUAUAACUUCUCCGACUAUGCCGCGUACUGGAUGAAAGACUACGAGACCGAUAAUUUCCCCGAGCAAAUCGAGACUCUUUGGCAACAGCUGAAGCCGCUGUAUCUGCAACUGCACGCUUACGUGCGACGUGAGCUCAGGAAGAAGUACGGUGAGGACAUCGUCUCUAAGGACGGCCCAAUUCCGGCGCAUCUUUUAGGCAAUAUGUGGGCUCAGUCUUGGGCGAAUAUCGCGGACUUUACCAUACCUUUUCCGGGCAAGCAGUUGCCGGAUGUUAGCAACGCUCUGGUCGAACAAGGUUACAACACGACGAGCAUCUUCCGUCUCGCCGAGAGCUUCUUCACGUCAAUCAACUUGACCGCCAUGCCGGAUUUAUUUUGGGAGAAGUCGAUUCUAACAAAACAAGAGGAUGUGGAUAUGAUCUGUCACGCGAGCGCAUGGGACUUUUAUGAUGGCAAGGACUUUAGGAUCAAGCAAUGCACGCGCAUCAACAUGGAAGAUCUGCUUACGGCGCACCACGAAAUGGGCCACAUUGAGUAUUAUCUGCAAUACAAGGACCAGCCGACUAUCUUCAAGCAGGGUGCAAAUCCUGGUUUCCAUGAAGCGGUCGGAGAUGUCAUCGCUCUUAGCGCGUCGAAUCCUAGCCAUCUUAAGAAAAUCGGUUUACUGCAAGAUGACUCGACUGAUCCAGAAGCAGUGCUGAAUAAUCUGUACGUAAAAAGUCUCGAGAAGAUCGCUUUCCUACCGUUCGCUUAUAUGUUGGAUCGAUGGCGAUGGAACGUAUUUCAAGGAAAGGUCACGCCUGACAACUACAAUUGUGACUGGUGGUCUCUCGCAGAGGAGUAUCAAGGCAUAGAACCACCGGUGGACAGAUCCGAAGAAGAUUUCGAUCCCGGCUCAAAGUACCAUGUGGUCGCCGAUGUUGAAUAUAUCAGAUAUUACGUGAGCUUCGUGAUACAAUUCCAAUUCCACAAGGCGCUGUGUACCGAGGCGAAGCAGUACGAUCCGAAGAAUCCAGAAGCUAAGCCGUUACAUCAGUGUGAUAUUUAUGAAAAUAAGGAUGCGGGAAAUCUUCUGAAGUCUAUGUUGGAACUGGGCUUUUCGAAACCAUGGCCAGACGCGAUGGAAAAGAUUACGAAGCAGAGACAAAUGGAUUCGGCCGGACUGCUAGAAUAUUUCAAGCCGUUGAUCGAUUGGCUAACCGAAGAAAAUAAGAAAACUAACGAAUAUAUCGGAUGGACGCCCAGUAAUAAAAAAUGCGUACAAACUAGAGGAGAGCUUCGAGUUAUCGAAGAACCUACGGAAUAACAUUCCCCGCAGGGUAAAAUAAUUUCUGUUUUCUUCGAUUGGAAGAUAAUUGUGUAUCGAUAUGUAAAAUAAAUCUGAUAGAUAACAUACAAAUGAUCCUUUUUCUGUACUUUUAGGAUCAUACAAAUAUCGCUCAGGUAUAAAUUAUGACACGCACAAAUGUGUUAAUGAGGCGUUAAAUAUGUUUUACCUUUUCUAAAUAAAAUUACAUUCCAUUUUA